Dentiscutata heterogama is the source of this 267-nucleotide messenger RNA. Lineage: Eukaryota; Fungi; Glomeromycota; Glomeromycetes; Diversisporales; Gigasporaceae. The record is from the annotation of a GenBank genome assembly.
CAAUUGGCAUGUAGACAUAAAAUAGAUCAUGCUUCAUCAGUUGAACAUUAUGGUGUAAUGAAUAACAGACCAAAUACUCUAGCACCUAAACAAGAAAAUAAAUUGGACCUAGACUCAGAUAAAGAUAAAGAUUCAGACGAGGACUCAGAUGCGGUAUUAUUAAAAAUUAGUUUUUUUUUAGUAUUGCAUUUUCUUUUAACCUCAGAUAGUGUACAAUUUCUUCAAGAAAUAUCAGGGUUUGCUAUCGAGUUUAUAAUAUUCUGCUGA